Trypanosoma grayi is the source of this 553-nucleotide messenger RNA. RefSeq names its product dihydroorotate dehydrogenase. Gene Ontology annotation, biological process: 'de novo' pyrimidine nucleobase biosynthetic process. The annotation marks the transcript as partial. Gene Ontology annotation, molecular function: dihydroorotate dehydrogenase activity. The record is from RefSeq and is a predicted model, not a curated record. The transcript has a single exon. Gene Ontology annotation, cellular component: cytoplasm. Lineage: Eukaryota; Euglenozoa; Kinetoplastea; Trypanosomatida; Trypanosomatidae.
AUGAGUCUGAAGCUUAAUAUUCUCGGCCACGAGUUUUCCAACCCGUUCAUGAACGCGGCGGGCGUGCUGUGCAGUAGCGAGGAGGACCUGCGCUGCAUGACAAUGUCGGCUAGUGGCUCGCUGGUGUCGAAGAGCUGCACGACUGCGCCGCGUGCUGGGAACCCGGAGCCGCGCUACCACUGCCUGCCGCUGGGCAGCGUCAACUCGAUGGGGCUGCCCAACCUGGGCUUUGACGUCUACCUGCGCUACGCCGCCGAGCUGCACGACUACGGCAGCAAGCCGCUCUUCCUCUCCAUGUCUGGUCUCUCGGUGGAAGAGAACGUGGCGAUGGUGCAGCGCCUUUCUCCUGUUGCGCGGGAGAAGGGCGUUGUGCUGGAGCUGAAUCUCUCCUGCCCGAACGUCCCCGGCAAGCCGCAGGUGGCGUAUGACUUCGCAACGAUGCGCACAUACCUCCAGGAAGUCUCAGCUGCGUACGGCCUGCCGUUCGGCGUCAAGAUGCCGCCGUACUUCGAUAUUGCACACUUCGACAUGGCCGCCGCUGUGCUGAACGAUU